Molecule: messenger RNA, 6935 nt
Organism: Thunnus maccoyii (southern bluefin tuna)
Lineage: Eukaryota; Metazoa; Chordata; Actinopteri; Scombriformes; Scombridae
Gene: vav3a
Product: guanine nucleotide exchange factor VAV3
Exons: 27
Coding region: 197-2710 (837 amino acids)
Biological process (GO): intracellular signal transduction; cell migration; regulation of GTPase activity
Cellular component (GO): cytoplasm; plasma membrane
Molecular function (GO): protein binding; guanyl-nucleotide exchange factor activity
Source: RefSeq, a predicted model, not a curated record
UCACCGGACUGUCAUCCUCCGAGCGGCUGCCUGCAUCCCUGCCAGCUCUCUACCGCGGUCCAGCUCUGUUUUCAUCCAGUUUUACAGUUGGCGAAUACAGCAUGGAUACGAUUUAAGACGCACCGCCGAGCCGCCAGCAGUUUCACUCGCUAAAGAAACAAAUUCUCUUAAAGCUCGUCCUUUUGAAGUCAGAAUAAUGAUGGAGUAUUGGAGGCAGUGCGCGCUGUGGUUAAUAAACUGCAAGGUGCUUCCAGCUAACCACCGGGUUACAUGGGAGUCUGCACAGGUAUUUGACUUGGCCCAAACCCUCCGGGAUGGAGUCCUCCUCUGCCACCUGCUCAACAACCUGAGACCCCAGUCCAUCAACCUGAAGGAGAUUAACCUCCGACCUCAAAUGUCACAGUUCCUGUGCCUGAAGAAUAUCAGGACGUUCCUGGCAGCAUGCAGCGAGAUAUUCGGCAUGAAGAAAAGCGAGCUGUUCGAGGCCUUUGACCUUUUUGACGUCAGGGACUUUGGAAAGGUUAUGGACACACUUUCUAAACUGUCCCAAACAGCGAUUGCACAACAAACUGGACUCAGGCCUUUUCCGACAGAAGAGAGUGUUGAAGACGAGGAUAUCUACAACCACUUGGAAGACCUCAUAGAUGAGAACGGGGUGGAGGAUGAGGAGGAUCUGUACGACUGCGUGUAUGACGACGAAGACGGCGGAGAGAUCUACGAGGACCUGAUGAAGACAGAAGCCAUCCCUCCUCCGGCGUUUCAGAAACAGGCGGAGACUGACAUCAGGAGUUGCUGUUUAACAGAAAUCAAGCAGACAGAGGAGAAAUACACUGAAACCCUGGACUCUAUAGAGAAGCACUUUAUGACGCCCCUCACCAUGUUUUUAUCCAUGGCCGAGAUGGAAAAGGUGUUUGUGAAUGUCCCGGAACUGGUUAAAGUUCACAAAUGUUUACUACUGGAAAUCCAAGACUCAGUCCAACACAGAAGUGCCCAGAACCUUUACCAGAUAUUCAUCAAUUUCAAAGAGAGGUUGCUGAUCUAUGGGAAAUACUGCAGCCAUGUGGAGACAGCCAUCGCCACUCUGGAUGGCAUCUGCAAAGACAGAGAGGACGUACGCAUGAAGCUAGAGGAAUGUUCAAAGAGAGCCAACUACGGCAAGUUCACACUGAGGGAUCUGCUGGUGGUUCCUAUGCAGCGAGUCUUGAAGUACCAUCUUCUCCUGCAGGAGCUAGUGAAACACACUCAUGAUGCCACAGACAAGAGCAAUCUGCGGAAAGCAUUGGACGCCAUGAAGGACUUGGCUCAGUAUGUCAACGAAGUCAAGAGAGACAACGAGACGUUGCGAGAAAUAGACCAGUAUCAGAAAUCCAUCGAAAACCUGAAUCAGCCUCUGAGUAACUACGGAAGACCCAAAGGUGACGGGGAGGUACGGGUGGCCUCGGUGGACAAACGAGCUAAACAGGACAGACACAUCUUCCUGUUCGAUGCUGCGGUGAUCGUUUGUAAGCGGCGAGGAGACAACUAUGAGAUGAAAGAAGUGAUCGACCUGCACCUCUUCAAGAUCACAAACAACCCCACGUCGGACAAAGAGAACCGAAAGUGGUCCCACGGAUUCUACCUCACUCACAACCAGGGCCAGAGCGGCUUUGAAUUCUUCUUCAAGACCAAAGAGCUGAAAAAGAAGUGGCUGGAGCAGUUUGGCAUGGCCAUAUCCAACAUUCGUCCUGAGAAUGCAACUAACAACCACCAUGAGUUUCAUAUGUACACCUUCGACAGAAUCACCUCCUGCAAUUCUUGCCAAAUGCUACUGAGGGGCGUCUUUAACCAGGGCUACCUGUGCGCCAAGUGUGGUCUAGGUGCUCAUAAAGAAUGCCUGGGCCGCUUGGGCUGCUGUGGAAAAACAGAUCCCGGCUCCGUCAGAACUCAGUGCAAAGAUCGAGAUUCAGGUCUGCCCAAGAUGCUGGUUAUCAGGAACUACUUCGGUGUGCCGAGCCCCACUUCGGGUCCAGCACUCAGCAUCCAGACGGGUGACAUCAUCGAAUUAAUCUGUGCUGACCUUCACAGCCCCUGGUGGCAGGGCAAAAUCCUGUCGACGAAAGAGGUUGGCUUCUUUCCAAGUGACGCUGUGAAGCCUUGCCCAUGUGUCCCGAAGCCCGUCGAUUACUCCUCUCAACCUUGGUUCGCAGGGCCCAUAGAGAGGCUCCAGGCAGAGGCAGAACUCAUCAACAGGGUCAACAGCACCUACCUGGUCCGGCACCGCAGCAGAGAGUUCACAGAGUACGCCAUCAGCAUAAAGUACAACAACGACGUGAAGCACAUAAAGAUCCUGACGAAGGAGGGCUGCUUCUACAUCGCAGAGAACAAGAAGUUCAGGAGCAUAUUAGAGCUGAUUGAAUAUUACAAACACCACUCCCUGAGAGAAGGUUUUAGGAGUCUGGACACAACAUUGCAGUUUCCUUACCGGGAACCGGAGAACGCUGCUAUGCACCGCAUCAACCGGUUGGGUGGCAACAUGUUCGCUCCCAAAGUGAUUGGUGUGGCGAUAGCACGGUACGACUUCAGUUCACGAGACACCCGGGAGCUCUCACUACAGGAGGGUGACGUGGUGAAGAUCUACACAAAGUCAGGAGCCAACGGGUGGUGGAGGGGCGAGGUCAACGGCAGGGUCGGCUGGUUUCCGUCCACAUACGUAGAGGAGGGCGAGGAGUGAACGGUCCAACACAGGAAGAAGAAUAAGAUAAAAGGAAGGCCGGCAGCAGCGGAGUGAGCAAACUGAGCACAUAACAGCAACAAACAAGUGAAACCGGUGUCAGCUCCUGCACCGCUGCUUGCUCCAGUGUUCCUUUUCAAAGCCAAGCAGACGGCUUCACUCUCCUCGAUGGAGCCCUGUUGCCUACAACCAUCCCAGCGGCCUUUGAGAGAGAAAAAAAAGGGCUACAGUACAUUGCAUACGCAAAGAUGCCCGAUCAUUUCUGGUUGACUCUGCGCGGCUAAGUGACUCCACCAACUAGCAGCUUGCCUGUCAGCGGGGCACAAGCCCUCGCCAGACAACCCCCCCCCAACCCAUCCUCCUCCUCCUCCUCCUCCUCCCUAACUUAAUCCAUCCAUCCAUAAUUCACCCUUCGCUCCCUUCCUCUCUCUGCCCGAGCCAGCCGCAGCCCCCAACUCCCACCUGUUUCCUCUUGCCAAGUCGGCCGUCGCCAAUCUGUCAAAAGUAGAUACUCAAAUGCCACUCUUCCAUUCAUGCGCUCAUCCAUCCAUCCAUCUAUCCAUCCCCCUGUGGGAAUAGAGUUGUCUGAGCUGGAAAGGACCCACACUGGAAAGAGUUUUUUUUUUUUUUCUUUUCAUCCCCUUCUUUCUCUGAAUUGUCUAUUUUGACCUUGCCCGUGUGUUUGUUCCACUAAUGCAGGUGGUUAUUGAUGACUUGAUGACCCAGAUUCACACAUACACACACAUACACACACCACCCACUUGUCCUCCCUUUCAGAUUAUGAUCGCCACACACUCACACACACACACGCUCGCGCAGGAGAUGUAAGACAGGAGAUGUGAGAGAGGGAUGGUGUCGGAUAGCAUCGCUACGCAGUGCCAGCAGUUGAUCGCUGUUGUUCCUUUUUUUCCUCCCACCUCCUACAUUCUUUAUCUCCGGCCCGGCCUCUCAUGUUUUUAGUUGUCUUGGCCGUUAGCGAUCCUCUGCUCUUAUCGGUGGCAGCUCUGUCGACAGGAGCACAUUUGCCGAGGUUUUAUCUUAUUGGAGGCAUUACCGGCUUGUCGGGGGAACAAGCCGAGCUACCUGGGAGCAACCUGUCCUCUUCACAUAAAAAAAGAAGAAAAGGAAAGUAUAUGAAACAGCCCAACUUUGUUCUUUGUUCAUCCCCCCCCCCCACUUUUCUGCGUCACUUUUAUUUUAUUUUUUUCAGAACAUCUUUAAAGUUUAAUUCAGUUUCAUCAUCUACAGAUAUGACAGAUUUGAUGCCGUUUGAUUGAUUGCAUUGUUGCAGAGUUAAUCAAUCCAGAUUUUUUUCACCAGAUUACACAUUAAAAUGUUUUAUUCUGGGUGUUAGCAGCAAUGUUAUAGCCAGUAUGUCAGAGGUUUUUGUCCUUCAAGAACACAGUUGAACACUUGUAAUUUGGCAAGAAAAACAUCACAUUUAAAAGAGUAUAUAUUAUUGGCUCAAAGUAGCAACAGCUUCAAUCCAAAAGGAACUAAUAUCAGCUUUCAGAAACCCUUUUCUGCCGCUUAUAUCUUCCCUCUAACUGUCCUCCCUCUCAGCCCCUCUUCUUUUCUACGUUCCACCCUCACCUCCCGUAAACAUUAUGCAUACUGUCUUCCUAAUCCACAGUGAAAGAGGAUUUUCCCACAUUUGAGGGAAUAAAUACCUUUACAGCAAAACAUGCUACACAACACAACCGUAUACUAUUAACACAGUCCAAUAUCAAGCCACAGACAGAAUAAGAAGGCAGAACGCAUAGAUCCAAAAUGAUGAUCUGAAGGCAGCAGUCGGAUAUAUGCGGUUAUAUACAGUUCUCUCCGUGAAGACACUAGUUUGAACUAGUCCUUUAAUUUCUUCAGUUUGAAGUCGUUCAUUUCCUGUGUUCCCCCUCACUCCUCAAAUACAGACUUUCACACACCUACACACACCUACUCAUGACAUUUUAAAAAAUUAUGCAGCUUUUCAUUUUUAAGGAAAACUGUGUAAUAAUUUAACAUGUUUCUUUAAAAAAAAAUACAUGUAAUGUACAUAAAAUACAAUGAUAUCUAUCACUGAAACAUACAUUGGGCUGGUUUAUUCAGAGGCAGCUUUAGUUUACCACUUACUUUAAGUGGAAACAUGGUGAAAUACUGAAGAAAGAACUUUUCCGAGGUCCUGUUGAACUUUAAGUACAUGAUAAGAUCAAGAAAGCCUUUAGUAACUAACUGGUGGAUCCUGCCUCUGGAAACAGCCCUUAGGGCAUUGCUUCCUCUCAAAGCUAUACUCCUCUCCUACCAUGUCUUUGUCAUUGUUGAUGCCACUGGGUGUUGUGUCAGAAAUAUAUUUUGUAAAACUAAUAAUUAGUUGUAAAAAUAUGCUUUUGUAUGCGCUUAAUGGAGACAUUAUGUUUGGAAAUCAUUAAUAACCCCCCGCCAGCCCUGUCGCUCCGUGCCAUUAUGUAAUGUUACGACAAAAGAUUUUCUUUUUACAGUCAUUUGUUUAAAUGCUGGAUGGAAAACUGGGGGAAAAAAAUGUCAAAAAGGUAUCAUAUUAACAUAUUUUGUCAGCUGUGAAGUAUUAUAAUCCCCUUUCCAAUUUUGUGUUAUCAACAGUGUCAUUAAGUGACCACUAGAUGGAAGCAUCCUAAACACAUGUCCUCAUUUCCAAGCGGUCACCUUCAGCUUGCUAAAGUUUGGAGAUGACAUCAUCUGAUUAGGAGUUGAACAGUAUUUAAGGCAGAAUUAAGCAUCAGCCUCAGACUUGUUAAUUGAGAAUAAAAGGGAAAGAAGACGCCUUAAAGACAAGACCAAAGUAUCAAAGUACAUGGAAUUCAUAAUAUGAAGUCAUAUGUAAAGAGGAAGUCAUAUUGUAAAGUUUCUUUACUUCCAUCCCUGAAUUUUAUUCAGAAUUUCUUAAUAUUCCUGAAACUUUCAUGCCCGGUGGGAACCCUGAGGAUGAUAUUUCUCCUCCCCACAUGCUUCCUAAAAUGUCUGCUGGCUCUGAACAGCCAAACAUUAAAUUCAUAACAUCUUUAGGAAAUCUUAGAGAGAGCUGCGGUGUGGCAGCGGCACAAAUGAGAUCCAACACAAGCCUCUCUUCCCAUCUUGGGAGAACUGGAGAGGCAGAGUAGGGUUCUCUAAUCGCCGACUCCGGUAAUCCACUCCUGCACUCCUCCUCCGCCCAGAUGAACUCUGACAGCGGGGCCAUUUACAACUGCAGGCCUUCCUUCCUCUGAAUGUGCUUCCAGAUUUUUUUUUUUUUUGCGUGUGUGGGAGGGACGGGAGGAAGGCUCAAGGGUAUCUGUGAUCUAAUCAUUACACCAUCUCCUCACCUCAGCGACCCCGCUGCAUCCAUCUCUCUGUCGGCUUCUCUCUCUCUCGCUCUGUCUCACCAUGUCACUUCCCUUCUCUCUAUCUCUCUCUUUACUGCUCUCUUUCCCCAUCUAUCUUUCAUCCAAUCUCUGUCUUCUCGGUUUCUCUCUGUAUUCUGUCCCUCGCCCCGAUGCUCCGUAGGCUGUAACUGCCGCCGCUGUAUCUCGGUGGGAGGAGAAAAGAAGAUUCGGUAUUAUCAGGGACAGGAGGGAAAGAGGUGUUCUGAUUCUCUAUAAACAACCACAGCAAAAUGAAGACUAGUUUAAUUUUACCACAAAUUAAUAGACUGAGAGAAAUGAUGCCAAUUAGAGAAUGAAUUAAAAUGUGCUCUCCCUAUACACUGUGUGUGAGCAGAUUAUGUCCAUAUGCGUAGGCAUACACCAUGUACGUGGGGAAAAGCAUUCUGACAGGAUUCAGGGAUUUUAGGAUACAAUCUUCUUAACCAGGUCGUAAAAACAGGUCUGUACUAACCUGAACUGAAACAUAGCAGAAGAAAAUACUCUUAUGUCCUACAAAAACAAUAGUUUUUGCUGUCUUGGUCUCUGGUCUGAGGUGAAAAUCCAGUACAACCCAAGAAAUCAUUGACAAAUCAUCCACCUCCUCCUGUGUGUUACCCAGCUAUCAUUGCUCCGUCUUGACUGAGAUUUUUGUUCAGUGUUGUUCAUGCUCCAUGUUAUCCCUAUGAAGCCAAAGAUGUAUGCUGUACUUACUGUAAACUCAGUGUUAUGUCUCAUACCACGGUACCCGACCACUGUGGCCUAACUCUAAAACCGUGCAAUCCUGACUGUGUAGCAUUACCGUGUAUUUUUGCUGUACCAUAAUGUAAAAUAUGUACAUAGCAUAUAAUAAAAAUAUACGUUGCUUCUUCUAA